This is a messenger RNA of Penicillium nucicola, 780 nucleotides long. Its product is annotated as glutathione S-transferase. The coding region runs from base 1 to 780 and encodes 259 amino acids. The record is from RefSeq and is a predicted model, not a curated record. The transcript has 4 exons. NCBI's taxonomy places the organism in Eukaryota, Fungi, Ascomycota, Eurotiomycetes, Eurotiales, Aspergillaceae. Gene Ontology annotation, biological process: L-phenylalanine catabolic process; glutathione metabolic process. Gene Ontology annotation, molecular function: glutathione transferase activity; maleylacetoacetate isomerase activity.
AUGGACUCCCAAUCCCCCGACUAUCACCUCAUCGGCCUCUAUACCCGAUACUCCAGCUGGACAGCCCGAGUGGAAGCCGUCCUGGAAUACUUCCAAAUCCCACACACACACCAAUUCAUCAAACUCUCCGAAACCAAAACCCACUCCCCAACCGGCCUCGUCCCAGUCCUCCACGUCAAAUCCCUCAACGCAACAAUAACAGACAGCCUCUCCAUCAGCGAAUUCCUCGCCGAAUCCCACCCAGACCUCCCCCUCUGGCCUAAAGACCGCAAACUGCGCGCCCUCGCCCGCUCCGCAGCAUCGCAGAUGCAUUCCGGCUUCUCCGUGCUGCGCAAUGACUUCAGCACGAACUUCCUCGCACGGUAUACGGGCAACGUGCCCAUUUCCGCCGAGGCCAUGUCGGAGAUUAAGCGCAUGUUUGGGAUUUGGGAUGCUGCCCGGAGUGCUACAAAGGAGAGACUCGGGGAGCUGGGGGAGGCGGGGAAGGAUGAUGGGUUCUUGUUUGGUGGGUUUAGUAUUGCGGAUGCCUUUUUCUGGCCGAUUCUUUGGCGGUUCCGCUCUUAUGGUGUGCCUUUGGAUGCUGCUGGUCCUGGUGCUCUGGCUUGGAUGGAGAAAAUGUGGAAUGAUCCUGUUUUCAGGGCUUUAGGGGAUCGGUACUAUGGACAGGCCAAGGAUCCCCAGUCGCAGAUUGCGCACUAUGAUGAUAUUUUCUCUGGCAGGGAGGAUAUUCAGUAUAGCGUUUUCCCGCAAGAUUGGACUUUUUCGGUUUCUGGGAAUUGA